AUGCCACGUGAGUACAAGACGGUAGAAGAUUCUGCUCGUAAGGCGAUCAUUAUGAAGGCUAAAGAAGGUGGUAAUGGUUGGAUCAGUUUUGCUAAGGAGUUGGGCGUCAAACGGACUACUGCCUAUCAAAUCGUUAAGAAGAAUAGAGAAGAGAAGGGAUCCUGGGGUGGAAGAAGAGAGAAGACAGUGAAGGUCACCGCGGAGCUGAGUCGUCAAGUCUUGGAAGCCGUUGACGAGAACCCUUCUAUCACAUUGAAGAGCAUCCGCGGGAAGAUCGGCAACGCUCUGAGUACUUCCACUAUUGAUCGUAUCCUGGAUGGCAGUCUCAUGACUCUGAAGCUGGUAACGCCGGUGCCAAUCGACAAGAAUAAUGCUGCUAAUAUCGCUAAGAGGCGUACCUACUGCCAGGAUUAUCAGGCUGAGGUUCGUAAGAAGGUUCACAUCGACGAGUCAAAUUAUAAUCUUUGGACUCGAAGAUCUUAUGCGAGAUCUGUGGUCGGAGAACGAGCCAAGAGGAAGGAGAGAACUGCUAAAGGUAGGAAUCUCAAUAUUUUAUUGGCGAUAAGUGACGAUGGAAAUGUCGUACACCACGAAAUCCAUGUCGGAUCGGUGACCGAUAAGUUCAGAGAUUUCAUGGGUCGGGUUUCUGCUGCUCUUAAUGGCGAAAAUGCUGUCAUUUAUAUGGAUAAUGCGCCUAUACAUAAAAAAUUAGCGAAUUUUCAGCUAGUGGCGAAUAAUCUGGAGGUUAGGAGAUUCGACAGUCCGUAUUCGCCUGAACUUAAUCCAUGUGAAGGAUGUUUCUCUGUGAUCAAAGCCUAUAUCAAGGAGAAGUUGAGUGAGAGGGACCCGAUGACAGAUAGGCAGAGAGCUGAAGAGCAACACAUGUAUUUAUACCAGUAUCGAGAAAAUAUGCUGCGAGGAAUGUGUGAUGAUGCUAUGCAAGAGCUUACCACUGACAAGAUAAGAGCCAUGUAUAGGCUAUCGGAUACUUGGGUGAACAAAGGGAGUCAAGGGGUCGCUUUUUGA
Molecule: messenger RNA, 1026 nt
Organism: Perkinsus marinus ATCC 50983
Lineage: Eukaryota; Perkinsozoa; Perkinsida; Perkinsidae
Exons: 1
Coding region: 1-1026 (341 amino acids)
Molecular function (GO): nucleic acid binding
Source: RefSeq, a predicted model, not a curated record